Molecule: messenger RNA, 4366 nt
Organism: Penaeus monodon (black tiger shrimp)
Lineage: Eukaryota; Metazoa; Arthropoda; Malacostraca; Decapoda; Penaeidae
Exons: 9
Coding region: 141-3782 (1213 amino acids)
Biological process (GO): signal transduction
Source: RefSeq, a predicted model, not a curated record
UCGCCUUCUGAUUGGUGAGCUCAGAGAUUUAAAGCAGUGGCGCUGUUUGCUUCGGGGGGAUUUAAAGCUUUCACACUCCGUUUUUCCCGAUUUUUCCGACCUACGAAAGGAUAAUCGAACCAGGAGUCGCGCGGGGAAACAUGGAAGAUGACGUCGAAGGUUUGAAAGCCUUGAUAUUGGAGGAAUUGACUCGUCUGGGCGUGCAAACCACCUCCGAGGGCAAGGCGAGCCAAGGGGGCAGCAGACUCCUCGCCUACAACACCAAUGCCUCCAAGUCCGGUAAACUCAAGUCCAAGGGCAAGAGGAGUCCCAGGGCGUCCGCGGCCAAGAGUCCUCACACGAAACAAGGCCACUCGAAAGGACGGGAUGAGAGGAAACACACGCCCAAGUCGCCCUUUGCUGCUGCGAAGAGAAAGGCUGAACUACGGAAGCAGAAUGCGAAGGAAAAAGGAUUAGUGUUUGGGAGAGAGCUAGGGCAUGUUCCUUCAGUAUGUGUGUACAUGAGUGAUGGUACUCAAGUUACUGUCGCAGAGUUCCUUGUGGAUGUUUGCAAUCUCGUCCGCAGAAAUAUCACAGUUGAAGGCAUUUUUCGCAAGGCUGGUUCAUCACAGCGACAAAGUGAUAUUAAGAAACUGAUCGACAGUGGAAGCAGUCUUCCCAAUAGUGUUCAUGUUAUAGAUGGUGCAUGUCUCUUGAAGCAGUUUCUCAGGUCACUGCCAACUCCACUCUUGUCCUCAGAAGUUCAUAACAAGACCAUAAAAUGUAUGCAACUUGGAAAAGAGGCAAGGGUAGAAGCAGUGACUCUGUGCACAAUGUUAUUACCACUGGCUAAUAGACACACUCUUGUCUAUCUUAUGGAUUUUCUUUCAGAUGUCGUUGCUGCAAGUGGAAGCAACCUGAUGGAUGCACAUAAUUUGGCAAUAGUGUUAGCACCCAACCUCCUACCAACAUCAAUCACAGUAAACAAUAGAAAAGGUUCAGCAGGGCCCUUGCAUUCUGAAGAUGCUAUGCUUGCAACUAAUAUUGAGAUUUUGCAGUUACUAAUAGAGAAUGCUCCAAGGUUGUGUCGUCUGCCAAACAAUGUAGCGCUCGCUUUGGAGCACCGGGAACAGAGCAGAUCAACAGAAAACCUACUUACACCAAGUGAACCCCAUCCUGUCACCAGGAAAAAGCGCCGCAGUGCCUCAAUACACAGAUUGAUGACAGGUUUGCGACGUGUAGUAGGCCAUUCCUCGGGUGGUGGUGGCUCUCCCAUCCGCAUGUCUGGGAGUGCUGAGUGCCUGGACUCUCUCCAUCUCCACCCAGGUAUUGCUCUGUCCCCAAUGCCAGGAUCUGGGGGUUCGCCAAGGAAGCGCAAAUCCUCAGAUGCAUUUGAUCUUGGUCUCGAAGCCUGCAGGGACCCAGCUGACCACCUCCAGGGGCCAAGUCCGCCAUCCCACAAGAGGGCCAAAGUUGAGGGUCAUGGGGGCAAUGUAGGGGCUUCUGCUACUACUACUGUGGAUGCUGCAACUAGUUCUGUCUCUUCUAUUCCUCUUACUGUAAACCCCUUUGCCUCAUCUGCGAAGUCAAGGACCAAAAUGGGCCAACCAUUCACCAUUAAAGAAAUUCCAAGCACGUGGAAUGUAUUCCCCCAACCAAGCGCACAACCCUCCAUCAUGGGCUACUCCAAGUCGAGUCUCAAGAGAUCUACUUCAGCGAAAGUCAACACACUCCCCAAAUCCCCGGGCACUAACCUUCACACAAACCACCAGGGUGUGAGCAGGAAAAGCCUAGGUCGCACAGAGCAUAUUGGGGGCAGAGCUCUGAUCUCAAAGACCAGUUUGGAUAUUGCCAAUACAAUAGCAAUGGUGAAAAUACCAGUAGUGAAAAGAAGAAGCUGUGAUAUACCUCUAAGGUCCACUGAAAUGAGGGGAAGCAUUUCUGAAGACACAACCUGGAUGAGGCGUCGAAGCAGUGGGAACUGGAGGAAGAAGGAGAACGAACCUGAUGGUGAAGAUGUUUCCACUUUAGGACCCCGGGGAGUGCCUGAUGGGGCUGAGUGCAUUUUGCGGGAUAAAGUGAUGCCAACACCAGCCAUUGCAGAUACAGUAGAAACUUUGGAACAACAGUAUGACGACAUUAAGUCUGUAGUUAAAAAUAUGGAAGAGGAAGUUGACAAGAACAAUGUGCAGCAGUUAAAAGAGACCUACUUCCCAGACAGCUCUUCAUUAUCAGCACAGAAUAUGAGCUACUCAGAAAUGAUUCAGAGUGCCUAUGAGCGAAUGAAGGUUGAAACAAAGGACCUGGAAAUUAGCCCUUCAGACAAUUUAUCAAAGAGAUUAGGGAAGGAGCUUAAAAUCAGAAAUCGCAGAAGCAGUGAGCAUAGGGUCAUUCGAUCCCCUAGUGAGAGAAAGAUUGGUACCAUUAGGAGACGCUCAAGAGAACUUGUACAGAAUGCAGCAAAGAGCCUUAUUAACGUAGAGGAUACCCCAGCUAAUAAACCUGCUCAGACGCCAAGGAUGAAAGGGGCUCUCAUGCAGACACCUAUCAAUACAGCAUUAAAGAGGGGGAGGCCAAACUCAGUGAAAUCAGGUCUUCCAUUUGUGGUGAGGGCUUUGAACAUCAGCUCAGAUUCAGUAAUGCCAGUUGAUGAAACUCCAAAUUCAAGCCGCACAGUUGUUGUCAACAGGAGAAAUGGUGAACAGGAGCAGAUCCAGCGUUUACAGAUUACAAAUCAGAGUUUAUACAACAGGUCAAAUGAACGAGAGAAGAUAUUUGAAAAUUCUGAGGUGUCUGGGCUAGAGAAUACAAAUAGUAAUUUAUCUCUGAGUAGUAGCCUACCUGCAUUAAACACUAAUGAUAGUCUGAUGGGAAGUUUUCUGGAGCAAUUCCCUGGACCGAUGACACGUAGGCGGUCUAGUAUUUUGUCUGCCUCCGCAAAUUCAGUUCUCUUGAUUCAUUCCGCUGAAAAUUCAAUCAGCAUUGAAAACCAGGGUGAUGGUAGAAUCACCAUGAGCUGUCAUUCCAGUGAGUGUAUGGAUGUAGAUGAAGAACCCAUGAAUAAUAAAGAACAAAUGGGUAACCAAAACAAGUCGGCUGUUUAUGCGUUUCCUGCUGUUGUGGUUCCAGAAUCAGGUAGAGAUGAAAGCUGGGUACCUGCAGCAGAUUUCAUUGAUCACAUUGAGGAUAUGGAGGAUGAUCAAGAGGAUGGUGUAACUGAGAAUGCAGGAAGGCCAUCACUAGCAGCACUCAUGAAACAGAAAAAAGUGACAGCCAAUGUGCGAUUGUUUAGCAAUUUAGAAACUGCAACCCCUGCUCAGAGGAGACAAUCAAGAAUACGUGGCACUCCACACAGACUGCCUCCACAACGUGGCGCAAACUCGGAGUGCAGAGGAACUAAACUCAAGCACACUAAGAGUAUGCCUCAUAGAUCUACCAUGACCCCACGUGAGCUGCUGAAAGCAAGGCAAAAAUCAUUCCAUUUUGAUAAAUCUCCACACAAUCUUGCAAAAGUUGCUGUAGUGUCUCCACUGAAGGAAAGUACAUGGAUAAACAUUCAGCAGGAGCAUUCCAGGGAAACAACAAAACCCCACCGGGGUGAAGCAACAACCCCGCAGCGGAAAUUCCACGAUGAGGUAGGCUUCAAGACACCCAUCAUACCAAGGAAUUUUCUACGCAGCCAAAGUACAAAGUCCCCAGGGACACCCUUUGUCACUCCAGCUGAGACUCCCUCCGCUCAACCACCUAAACUGCCCCCCAGAGCAAGUGUUAAACCAUCACCCAUACGUGUUCAAUACAGAUAAAUAUAAAAAGCUCUCUUCAUAUUAGUCAUGUGUUAUUUCAGUUUGUUUUUUAUACAAGUCUUACUUUUGCUUUACUGGAAAUGCCAUUGCUUUGCAAAUUAAAUUGUUUUAAGAGAAAAUUUAUAGAUUGUAGCUUAGUUUCUAAAAUAUCUUUGACAUCUGUUUUCCCCUGUGGAACAUUUCUUUGAAUUGUCUUUUAAUAGUUCUGUAUUUUCAUCACCUAGAUUUAAAUACAUUUCGAUACACCUGAAAUAAACAAAACUGGUACUCCAGAAAUAAACAAUACUGUUUUUAUUAUAUUGUUGCCAGUUGAUUUUUAGGUAUUAUAUCAUUCCAUAUUUUCACACAUAUUACCCCAUGUUUUAGUUCAUUUCACUGUGUAAUUACUUUAUAAGAGAUUUAUAUCAUAUGCCUUGGUUCAGUCCAAAUUGUUUCUUUUAUCUUUCAACAAAGGGAUUUGUUAAGUCUUGUUUUAUAAAAUCUGUGCCAUACUAAAAAAAAAACUUUUUUUUUUAGAAUAAGUGGAUCAGGACUGUUAGCUUUGUAUUUUGACUUUGCCACACAUAAUAAAUUUUUAAAGAGAU